Rhinocladiella mackenziei CBS 650.93 is the source of this 1059-nucleotide messenger RNA. RefSeq lists its product as uncharacterized. Gene Ontology annotation, molecular function: 2-dehydropantoate 2-reductase activity. The transcript has a single exon. Gene Ontology annotation, biological process: pantothenate biosynthetic process. Bases 1 to 1059 code for a protein of 352 amino acids. Lineage: Eukaryota; Fungi; Ascomycota; Eurotiomycetes; Chaetothyriales; Herpotrichiellaceae. Gene Ontology annotation, cellular component: cytoplasm. The record is from RefSeq and is a predicted model, not a curated record.
AUGUCGGAGAAAGCCAGGGUCCUCCUCGUGGGGGCAGGAGGGAUCGGAACCAUGACAGCCUUGAACCUGGAACGGGGGGGUCUAGCCUCGGUCACAGCCAUCCUGAGAUCCAACUAUUCAGUCGUUAAGGAAAAGGGAUUCACAAUUGAUUCCUGCGACCAUGGGGAAUUCAAAGGUUGGAGACCAACAGAGGUCCUCAACAACGUCCCAGACCUAUCAUCAGACUCGUCGAUCAAACCGUUCGACUAUAUCAUCUGCACCACGAAGAAUAUUCCAGAUGUGCCACCUACACUAGUCGACUUGAUCAAGCCAGCCGUCACCCCUGGACACUCGGUAAUUGUCUUGAUUCAGAAUGGCCUCAACAUCGAAAAGCCUCUCUUGAAGGCAUUUCCCACCAACAUUUGUCUCUCCGGCGUAUCGCUCAUGGGUGCCGACGAAUUGAGUCCCGGGCACAUCCUUGAAAACGAUGUCGAUAGACUGUUCAUUGGCCCAUUUCUGUCAGACAGCAUUGGCGCACAAAAGCACAUAGCUGCUGCAGAAGAAUUUGUGAGGAUCUAUUCGGCCUCGGGAAAAGUCCAAUGCUCUUAUCAGUCGGACGUGCAAUUUGUACGAUGGAGGAAACUCAUGUACAAUGCUGUCUGGAACCCGAUAUGUGCCUUGACCGAUCUAGACACCUCACGAUUUCGACUUGCGUCUCAAGAUUCGGAUCCCAUGAACCCACUGAACUUACUGGUCAGGCCCGCGAUGAAUGAAAUUCGAGCUGCUGCCAUGGCUGCCGCGAAUGUGGACUUGCCCGAAUCCCUGGUCGAAUCCAUGGUGGAGUGUGAUCCGAUAGAGAUAUUCUGUGCUCCGAGCAUGUUGCAGGACCGACGAAAGAAAAGAUUCAUCGAAUAUGAAAACAUUCUCGGUGAAGCCCUGAGAGAAGGAGAAAGGGCGGGAGCGGCCAUGCCGACGGUGAGAUGCUUGUAUGGACUGUGCAAGGCUGUUCAAUGGAGAACCAUGGAAUUCAAUGGAUUGGUGGAUCCACAAAAAUUGAUGGAAACAAGGAAUUUCCCGUGA